AUGUUAGGACACGGUAUUCGUGGACUAACGACAAGAGAGACUGAAGCGAACCUGGGUCGAACAGUGAGGUGGAACAGCGCGGUGAGACUCAGGCAACAAGGAGAAGAAAAACUAGAAAAAUCGGAUGUUUCAUUUCUAACCUUUGGUUUCCAAACCAAGAUGUUAGGACACGGUAUUCGUGGACUAACGACAAGAGAGACUGAAGCGAACCUGAAGGAGAACCAAGAUGAGAAAUGA
Molecule: messenger RNA, 237 nt
Organism: Puccinia graminis f. sp. tritici CRL 75-36-700-3
Lineage: Eukaryota; Fungi; Basidiomycota; Pucciniomycetes; Pucciniales; Pucciniaceae
Exons: 1
Coding region: 1-237 (78 amino acids)
Source: RefSeq, a predicted model, not a curated record